CAACGCGCGCCAGACUAGCGCCAGACGCGUGUCCCCUUUCCGCUCGACCCAAUUCGACCCACUGCUGCCUUCCCCCCAAACAUGGCCGAACACAUCUCACCGCGGGUCAAUGCAGCUCGGCUUGGAGAAUUCAUUGGGCGCACCGUCCGCCUCACAUGCAAGGUGGUCAGGUCACAAGGCGAAACAGCUAUUGUCCAAGCGCCGGAUGGCGGAGAGCUCUCUGUGCGAGUAGCAAGGGACGUCAGCCUCGCCGUUCCGUACAUCGAAAUCAUCGGCACAGUCGUCGAUGCGGCGACGGUCAAAAUGCUUGCCUGUAUCGACCUCGGCGACGAACUAGAUAUGGACCUCGUGAAUGAUGCUGUAGAGCUGUGGCACGAUCCACGGUUUGCGAACAUCAUUUGAGAAAAGGGUGGCUGUACGGAUGCUUGCUUGUAUUUUUAUGUAUCAUCAUUCGUCUCGACGUCUGUUCUCUGGGGACCCAGACAUCGACAACGAUCCGUUGACGCCACGGAGGACCGAGGUCCAUGACAAUGUCCCAGGGCAAACUGAACGAGAUCUCCCGGACAGUGGCCACGUUCAACUUGUUCACAUCAGUGCAUCGCCUUCGACACGCUCCUCGACGACUGAAGCCGUGAUAACCCGUAUGUGAUGCCUACGCUGUGUAACAAACGCGGCUGGCUCAUAUGGGCGCUCUCGGCAUAUCUAAGUGUCAGCUUCGAUCGCGAGUAGGUAUUGGAUGUACGACCUGUGCCAAUCAGUCGAACUACUUGCACAGUCAGCCUAGCUAUAGGGCUGGGGCUGGCAUCAGCCGAAGAAUCUUC
This is a messenger RNA of Rhodofomes roseus, 821 nucleotides long. Its product is annotated as replication factor A protein 3. Lineage: Eukaryota; Fungi; Basidiomycota; Agaricomycetes; Polyporales; Fomitopsidaceae. Bases 82 to 402 code for a protein of 106 amino acids. The record is from RefSeq and is a predicted model, not a curated record. Gene Ontology annotation, cellular component: nucleus; DNA replication factor A complex; site of double-strand break. The transcript is spliced from 5 exons. Gene Ontology annotation, molecular function: single-stranded DNA binding; damaged DNA binding. Gene Ontology annotation, biological process: base-excision repair; nucleotide-excision repair; double-strand break repair via homologous recombination.